GAAUUGCUGAUAAGGAAGCCUCUGCACCGAAAGCGAUUGCGCUGUAUGUUGAGCAGUAUAAGUCGUGGUGUUCGGGAUGCAGCUGCUGAUCGUAUGGAUGUGAAUCAGGUGCUGUUAUGGUUGGAUGAUAUUGGUAUUCCGCAGUAUCGUGAAAACAUGGCCGAAAAUAUGAUUGACGGUCAAAUGUUGAGUUUGUUGACUGCACAAGAUUUGAUUGAGGUACAUUUGUUAUCAAAAAUGCUGAUCUUCUCGUUUUUGAUCUCCCUAUUUUGCUAA
Molecule: messenger RNA, 276 nt
Organism: Gongylonema pulchrum
Lineage: Eukaryota; Metazoa; Nematoda; Chromadorea; Rhabditida; Gongylonematidae
Source: the annotation of a GenBank genome assembly